ACAAGACGUCAACGCGUAUGCAGGCGAAAAGCUCGACGAUCUCUACGACAACAAAAUGUUGGAGUUUCGAGCACCUCUACACACUUGAAACGACACUGUCUCGUGGCAUUGGUUGACACAUGCCUCAACCUCCGGCCGGUGGUCAGCAUCCGGGAGGCGGUGGAGGAGGUGACGGAGGAGACGGCUCAGGAUCUGGUGUUGACAAAGCAGAGGGGAAGAGGUCGGGCGGAGAGGAUUCUCGACAAAAGCGAUCUGUCGGAAAGGGGUCAGCCGAAAUGUCGUCGGUAUCAAAGGGGUCCGACAGAAAAGGGUCCGGCGAAAAUGGGUUUGGCGGAAAGGGGUCGGGCAGAAAGGGGUCGGGCGGAAAGGGGUCGAGCGGAAAGGGGUUUGGCGGAAAGUGUAGAGCAUUCGGGAGUGGCGAGUCUAGGGGAACUGAAAGCCACUGCGAAGGGAGUCGAGAUUCCGACGUGCGGUCUUAUCAAGUGCGAGUAGAUUCGCACUUGUCUGCGAGGACUUUGUUUCGAGAUGUCAAGGAGAGUCUGUGCCACAGUGCUCAGCAGGCGUAUCCUGAUGCCUGCAUUGUGAAGGACCGAAAGUGCGAGCGUCAGUUCCCUCAGUUCCGUAAAGUGCGAAUAGAUUCGGAGUUACUGACGUCAACCUGCGGACCUUCCGCCAGCAGUGCUCGCCGCACAGUUCUAAUAGAUUCAGAGUUACUGACGUCACCCUGCGGGCCUUCCGCCAACAGUGCUCCUCACGCUACAGUUCUGCGGGGCGAAGAAAAUGUGAGGUCCAACCCCCCGCAUCUUCAGUUGGGCACAGUGUUCCCCUGCUCACUGCCGUUCUCAAGUGUUGAGACUCCAGACUGGCUGUCUCGCAAAGUUUUGGAGGGGCUUGCUGCAGGAGUGUUGGAGACCGGGGCUAGCGAGUAUGAAUGUCACGCUUCGGAGGGUGCGCCCGUCGACUUUGAGAGCGAGAGUACAGCAGCUCCGGGGGAACCGGAGCUCUCACAGGAAGCGCAUGAUGUACAGCGGAAAGAGGAGACUCGACACUGGCCGCCUCGCAGAGUGAUGGAGGGGCUCGAUGCAGGAGUGUUGGAGACCGGGGCUAACGAGCAUGAAUGUCAUGCUUCGGAGGGAGUGUUGGAAACCGGGGCUAGCGAGCAUAAAUGUCAUGCUUCGGAGGGUGCGUCCGUCGAUUUUGAGAGCAAGAGUACAGCAGCUCCGAGGGAAGAGGAACUCUCACAGGAAGGGCAUACUAUGCAGCGGGAAGACGAACUUCUCCAUGGCUCGUCGGGAAAUGCCAUCAACAUUGAGGACACCAAAGAGUUUUUGCACAGUGGGUCGGCUGUGGCGACGACACAAGAGGGUGACAGUGGGGAGGAAGGACGCGUGUGGAUGUUUGUGGAAGGCAAAGACCGUGGGGAGGAAGGACGUGCGUGGACGUUUGUGGAAACUCGGCUUCUUGGCGAUGAGGAAGGCGAAGAAGAACCCGUGCUGGAAGCUCGGCUUCAUGGAGAUGAGGAAGCCGAAAAACCCGUGGUGGAAGCUUGUUUUUUUGGCGGUGAGGUGUCGGUCAGUGUCCAGAUGGAUCCAGAGCGGAAAGAUCAUGAUUCUCCGUUCACCUGUUGCAGUGAAGAACAAGGUGUGAGGUUGUCAAUGUUCCUGCCCAUGAAGCCUUCAAAAGCUAUGCGCGGGAAAUCUUUUCCAGGGACGUCAUUGGCCGCGUUACCGAAGAAGUCAUCGUCAAGUGUAGGGUUGUUUAAAAGGGUCAAAAUGCCUAGCAUUCUCGAGAAAGUUGUCAGAGUUCUGAAGACUUGUGGAAUAGAUAAGGAGGAAGCUUUGCAAAAACAUGUGGUUGCGUCUAUUGAAAGCGUUACUGCUUUGUCUAAUGGGUCUGAUGACGAUGUCAAACCGGGUAUCGUCAAAGACCCGUAUCCUAAGUACAUCGUCAAGGACACAUUCAGCAGUCCGGGUUAUAACUUUUCUAGAACAAAGGCAUAUAGUUCCUAACCAAUUCGCCCCGGUGGUUUUGGCGGCUCCUCACACUUGUUCGUGGGUGUUUAUGCAGUUGGGGCUACAUCAUCUUUUCGCGCAACAUUGCCUACUUAGGAGCUUACCGGUACAGACUUGAGAAUGUUGGAGGACGUCUGCGGAGAUUUCAGCAACGACCACGAGGUGGUUUUCUCGAUUCGCAAAGGGACCAGUUUUAUUCUGUUGAGCAUAAAAAAUCUUCAAACUCUUGUCCAGGGGGGAUGGUUUUGCGACGAGGUGGUGGAGUCCUACUUAGCCUUGCUUGGCAACUCUACGUUGCCGGGGUAUC
Messenger RNA from Chara braunii, 2319 nucleotides. NCBI's taxonomy places the organism in Eukaryota, Viridiplantae, Streptophyta, Charophyceae, Charales, Characeae. The record is from the annotation of a GenBank genome assembly.